This is a messenger RNA of Peromyscus maniculatus bairdii (prairie deer mouse), 1470 nucleotides long. NCBI's taxonomy places the organism in Eukaryota, Metazoa, Chordata, Mammalia, Rodentia, Cricetidae. The record is from RefSeq and is a predicted model, not a curated record.
ACUCGCUCAGCUCGGGCGGUCUCAGGCCCCGCCCUCGCCCCUUCCCUGUCCCCUGCCACGUCCCCGUUCCCGCCCGGGGGGCCGGUCGCCACCGUUCCCCCCAUGGCUCUGAAGAGAAUCCACAAUGAAUUGAAUGACCUGGCCCGAGACCCUCCAGCACAGUGUUCAGCAGGUCCUGUUGGAGAUGAUAUGUUUCAUUGGCAGGCUACAAUAAUGGGGCCAAAGGACAGCCCCUAUCAGGGUGGAGUGUUUUUCUUGACAAUUCAUUUCCCAACAGAUUACCCCUUCAAACCACCUAAGGUUGCAUUUACAACAAGAAUUUAUCAUCCAAAUAUUAACAGCAAUGGCAGCAUUUGUCUUGAUAUUCUGCGGUCACAGUGGUCUCCAGCACUAACUAUUUCAAAAGUACUUUUGUCCAUCUGUUCUCUGUUGUGUGAUCCCAAUCCAGAUGAUCCUUUAGUGCCUGAGAUUGCUCGGAUCUACAAAACAGAUAGAGAAAAGUACAGCAGAAUAGCUCGGGAAUGGACUCAGAAGUAUGCGAUGUAAUUAAAGAAAUUAUUGGAUAACCUCUACAAAUAAAGCUAGGGGAACUCUGAAAGAGAGAGUCCUUUUGAUUUCCAUUUGGCUGCUUUCUAUGAGCCCACGCCUCAUCUUCCCCUGUGCACAUGUUUAGCUGACACAGCAGUGCUGCGUGCUGUACAUACGUGGAACAACAAACUAGAAAUACUGUACUUCUGUACCAACAUUGCCUCCUAGCAGAGAAGUGUGUGUGUGAGAAGCCAGUUCUCCGGGCGUGACCUAGGUGUGAGACUAAAAGCUUUCCUUAUUGACCUAAAUUUGGAUAAUGGCAAGAUGUGAGGGGUAGUGGGUACACAGUGUGUGCUUGGAUGAGAGGAACAAAGCUCCAGCGACCCGUAGGAGAUUGUUCUUAAGUGGAAUCCAUCUAAUCUCCAACAGUCAUACAAAGCAGGGUGAAGAAGAAGCUGUCUGUGUUCAUUUCACCCUGAAGGACCUACAGCUUAGGUAGAGGCUAUGACCAAACAGAUUAAACUCUGCCUGCGUGCUGUAUUUUUAAGGUCUAAGUUUAACUGAAGAACGUUUCAAUGGACUGGAGCUGUUAGUACAUAAAGUGUGGUGGGCCUUGUUCCCAGCACUUUCACGUCGCCCUGCCCUUUCAGCCUUCUUCAUUUUAGCCCCUUUCCAUAAUCUUUGGUUUGUAUGUGGUUUCUCAGUUAAUACAUAGCUAAUAGCUCUUAUUUUUCUUAUGUUUUUAACUGCUUUAGGCCUAUUUCGAUGUAAGGGUGAAAAUUCAUUUGAUGGAAAUACUUGUGUAUAUUUAAAGACCCAGUUGCUCCUCUGGAGCUUGUACGUUAAGAAUGAUUAAUCUGUGUAAUAAACUGAUUACUACAGUCAUUAAAAAACACACACACACACAAAAAAAAAAAAAAAAAAAAAAAAAACAAAGAAAAA